GAGCCUCAGAGCUGAAUAAAGAGAGCCAGAGAGAGCGCGAGCGUGCGGAGGAGUGUAAUAACAGCGCACCGGUACAGACAGGGACCCGUUAAUCCCCCUGUAUACACACACACACAAACACACACACACACACUUUAUACACACUCACGCGUACGCGCGCACACGCACGCUCGCACGCAGGCAGGCGCGCGCGCUCGGGGGAUGAUUUGGACUGGAGCUUAAACGCGUUUUGGGAACUGAAGUGAAGUGAAGUCCGUGUGUGGAUUUUUACAAAAGCAGGAAUUAUCUUUUGGAAUUUCUUUAUAGCGUGUGAACACCUGAACUUUUUCUAUUAAUGAGGCAGCCUCCGGCAGAUGUGGACGUUAUGGCGCUGAGGCGCGCGCUCCUGCCCUCCAUCUCCACCUUCACCACCGGAGCUGCUGAGCCGAGAUGGAAGGAGGAAAUGUCUCAUUCGAAGCACUUUGACAACAUCAUGACUAAAAAAGAGCCAGAGGAAUUUGAGCUGCUCGACUACGACUUCAUUCUUUCUAAUAGCAUCAUGCAACAACAACAACAGCAGCAGCAGCAACAGCAGCAGCAACAGCAGCAGCAACAGCAGCAGAAUCGUCCACCUCCACCUGAAAUGACAUCAUUAUCCUAUCCAUCUUAUCACAUGUCGUAUGUGUCGGACAUCAGUGACGUUUCCCCUAGUGGAGGUUUUGUCGCUGAGCUCAUGAGACCUGAACUGGACCCUGCCUACCUUCAGCCACUUAGUGACAACGUCAGCACUGCCGCAAAUGCCAAUACUAAUAUUAACAUUAACCUGCAUGGGAAAUUCGUGGUUAAAACUACGAAUGUUCCAAACAACAUGUUGGCUUACAACGAGAGUGAGAACACGACUGCGUCGGAACCGUCGCCGGCCUUGUUUAUGUGCCGCAGAAUUAAACAGGAGUACCAGGCCUCCACAUCGUCCUCCUCUCUUUCACCAGACGAGCAUCACACAAAUGCGCAGGUGUUGGCUCAUCCUACGAUCUCUGUUCCGCAGGGAUUCCAUCCACCUCACAGUUAUUCCCAGUUCCCCGCAGCACCAGUGCAGUACUCGGAAAUGAUCCCUACUGCAGCAGAGGAGCCGAAACCCAAACGUGGGCGACGCUCUUGGCCAAGGAAGAGGAUGGCCACACACACGUGUGAUUAUGCCGGCUGUGGAAAAACCUAUACGAAGAGCUCACACCUGAAAGCACAUCACAGAACACACACAGGAGAGAAGCCAUAUCACUGUGAUUGGGAAGGCUGCGGAUGGAAAUUUGCCCGUUCUGAUGAACUCACGCGUCAUUACCGUAAACACACGGGUCACCGGCCGUUUCAGUGUCAGAAGUGUGACCGUGCGUUUUCCCGCUCUGACCAUCUGGCACUGCACAUGAAACGCCAUCUAUAACCUUUAACCCUUGAAUCCUAAAUCAUGUGCGGAUAUAAACACGACACACAGGACGGCCAUCAAAACUCCACGAGUUGCCUUUUUAAAGAAAAAGACAACGAAAGAAAGAGACCCGAGACACGCUGUGAUGUUCACGGCAAAACAAAGUACACUAUUAUCUCUUUAUUUCUACUUUAUAUAAGAACGCUGACGGCUCAUGAACUGGACCGGUGACAAUUCAGCAAACUGUACUGAGGAUUUUUAUUUAUUAGACUUUGUACAUCAUUAUUAUUGUCAUUUCACGUCUUCACUACAAAGCUGUUUACAGAAGAGCUUGACUUUUCACAUCCCAUAAUGCUACAUGAUCAACAUUGAGAUGCAUCAGGUUUGCAUAACACUAACGUAAAUGUGAUAUUCCAUCCCUCUGUCCCGAGUCUGAUCGAGGAAGGUGGAGAACCCCAUCAUCUACAUUCUAUACUGCAGUUUUAAGAACCAUGUAGAUCAAAACAAACAUUUCUCUGCUUUACUAUUCUCCGGGUUAGUUUAUUACAUAGUACAAAUUAUUCUCCACCGAAUAGGGGUGAAUGUGGUUUCGUUGUAUUUCGAACACAGACCAGGAGCCUGAAAUGUACAGGAUAAAUAAAUAAAAUGUAUUUGGGGAUCUUGUCUUCCAGCACAUCAGUGACAUAGAAACCACUGAGCUGUAAAAUCAUAAGGAUCAAUAAGCAACAUUGUAAGUAUGAGGUGCCAAAAACAGAACAAGAAAACAAAUCGCUCUGGAAACCUAUAUAAAUAUAAAACUGUAAUUAUUUCACAAUGUCACUGUAAUUUCUACAAAUAUUUUUGUAUAGAAUUAUAUUUAUGUGAAUACAUUUCUGAGAGCAACACAAGAAAACCUAACUGGAAAUAUAUAUAUAAUAAAAAUAUAUUAUUUUUUUCUUCUGUAGAACUGGAAAUAUUUACAUUUUUAAAUAUUCAGUGGUGUUUUUUUUUUUUUUUUUUUUUUUUACCAGAUAAAUGCAAGAAAGUGAAACCAAACUGGAGCUUGGGUUGCCAUACUUAAUGAACAAGUAGGGAAGAUUUAUGUGUAUAAAAUAUCAGGGAUAUUAUGGGAUUAUAAUAUUCAAAAGUCAUACCUUUAAACUAGAUGACACACAUGCACACACUGUAUAGCGAUAUUACUGGUUAUUUCUGGUACUGGUUACUUUUUUUGCCUGUUGUGUCUCUGCACUGGUGCAAUAAACAUUUUGAUAAAAAAAAAGCAAACAAACAAAAAAAAUCUGAAUAAACACUCUGGAUAUUUUUAUAACUCUUGAACAGAGGAUUUCCUGUUUAUAUUAAAUAAAUGUAAUAUAAUCCUGCAUUUUGUAAAACUUGUAAAUAAGUAUUUUUUUGUAUUUUAACUGUAUAAAUAAAAUAUCAAACAUUCCAAAAGAA
Silurus meridionalis is the source of this 2830-nucleotide messenger RNA. It is a transcript of the gene klf4, whose product is annotated as Kruppel-like factor 4. NCBI's taxonomy places the organism in Eukaryota, Metazoa, Chordata, Actinopteri, Siluriformes, Siluridae. The transcript is spliced from 6 exons. Gene Ontology annotation, molecular function: DNA-binding transcription factor activity, RNA polymerase II-specific; RNA polymerase II cis-regulatory region sequence-specific DNA binding. The coding region runs from base 335 to 1414 and encodes 359 amino acids. The record is from RefSeq and is a predicted model, not a curated record. Gene Ontology annotation, biological process: regulation of transcription by RNA polymerase II.